AUGGGACAGCAGUGCCUUCGACAAAAAGCUUUGUUGGGGUACCACCCAACGACCCAACGGAAGCAGCAGCAUAAGCCAAGGCACUCGAAUAAGAUCGUCGUGGUAAAGGAUGUGAAGCGGAACCGACGGUACGUCGAAACCAACAUCAACGGUGUGCCAGUGAACCUUCAACUGGAUUCUGGGUCCGACAUAACCAUCAUUUCUAAACAAAAUUGGAUCGAAGUCGGGGCACCACAUCCGUCACCGUCCGACUGUCAAGUGCAGACUGCUUCGGGAAGCAGGCUUGCUAUCGAUGCGAUGUUCCGAGUCUCCAUCACCAUCGGCAAUACCCAACGGGAAGGCUCAGACUUGUUGGACGAGUUUGGCCUGUGGGACGUUCCAUUUUCGUCCUUCUGUAAGCUGGUCGACACCAAACAAGAAAACCAGCAGAUCGUCGAGUUGAGGGCCAUGUUUCCAGACGUUUUCACAGAACGCAUGGGCCUCUGUAAGAAAACGCAAGUACAUUCCACGCUCAAGGAGGGAGCUCAACCAGUAUUCAAGCCUAAGCGACCGGUAUCAUACGAUUGGGCAGCACCGAUUGUGGUGGUACGUAAGCCGGACCGUUCCGUCCGCAUUUGCGCCGAUUUUUCUACCGGCCUGAACAACGUGUUAGAGUCAAACAGAUAUCCUCUGCCCCUUCCGGAGGAUAUCUUCAAUCGAAUGGCAAAUUGCACUAUAUUCUGUCACAUCGACCUGUCCAACGCUUAUCUACUAGUUCCCGUAGACGAGGAAAGUCGCAAAUUGAUUAAUAUCAAUACCCACAAAGGACUGUACCGGUUCAACCGUUUCUCACCCGGAAUCAAAAGCGCACCGGGAGCGUUCCAACAGAUCAUGGACACGAUGCUAUCCGGCAUCGAAUGUACGUCACCCUACCUUGACGACAUCUUGAUCGGUGGCCGGAAUGCGGAGGAACAUAGACGAAAUUUACAUUUAGUCCUGCAACGCAUCCAGGAGUAUGGGUUCACCGUGAAGAUCGAAAAAUGUCGGUUCUUCAUGCACCAAGUUAAAUACUUGGGCCAACUUCUGGAUUCCGAGGGCAUACGCCCUGAUCCAGAUAAGGUGAAGGCAAUAAUCAACAUGCCUCCGCCAAACUAUGUACCCACCCUGAGAUCCUAUUUAGGGGCGAUUAAUUAUUACGGCAAAUACAUCCGAGAGAUGCGGAAACUUCGCCAACCGCUGGAUGAGCUCCUCAAGGAGGGGGCCAGUUUCCAGUGGAUAGAUGCAUGUCAACGUUCAUUCAACCGUUUCAAAGAAGUUUUGCAAUCACCCCUCAUGCUGACUCACUACAAUCCUCGCCGAACAAUAGUAGUGUCAGCAGACGCAUCAAAUGUGGGAAUAGGCGCCCGCAUUGCUCAUAGAUUCCCCGAAGGGUCGGAAAAGGCAGUAUACCAUGCAUCCCGGAGUCUGACUCCAGCCGAAUCCCGCUAUAGUCAGAUCGAGAAAGAGGCGUUGGGCCUCGUAUACGCCGUAACAAAGUUCCAUAGAAUGAUCUACGGCAGACAUUUCAUCCUGCAGACGGACCACAAGCCUCUUGUGGCCAUUUUCGGCUCGAAACAAGGGAUUCCACCUUACACCGCCAACCGUCUCCAAAGAUGGCCACGUAAGGCCGAAGAGGACUACGUGAUUGCGUCCCUCGAAGUGGAACACGUGAUCUGCAACAUCGUCAGUCAAUCCAUCGAGUAUCUUCCUGUUUCAUACAAAAUGAUAACAGCCGAGACUACGAAAGAUGAGACGUUGCAGCAAGCUCUGAAAUACGUCAUCAACGGUUGGCCUAACGAUAAGAAAACCAUCUCGGAAGGAUCGGAAGUUCAGCAAUUUUUCGCACGACGUGAAUCUUUGUACGCAGCCCAAAAAGUCCUGAUGUACGGAGAGCGGAUUAGGGUCCACGUGGAUUUUGCGGGGCCAAUUGACGGAAUGUAUUAUCUCCUGCUAGUGGAUUCACUAUCCAAAUGGCCAGAAGUUAUCCCUACAAUGUCAAUAACAUCGGCAGCAACGAUCGCUAUUCUACGCCAGAUCUUCAGUCGAUUUGGUGUGCCGGAAGUUCUAGUUGCCGACAACGGAUCGCAGCUUUGCAAAUCCCCCGCAGAAGCAUUGAUAGGAAGACCACUGAGGACAUCGUUUGAAUUACUUCGUCCACCCAGUAAGUUCAACAAAAACAACAGCCUCAAGCAGAACCAGCAGUUCAAUACGAAACACGGAGCCAAGGAGAAGUGCUUCGACGUCCAGGACCAGGUGUACACCGAGACAACGAUUGGAACUGGCCACAGCAAUCAAAUGCGAAAACGCUACGGAAGUGAAGUACCAAAGAUGUCUGAAACAGAUCCGUCCAUUUCGCUUGAUAUCCUGCUAGGUUCGUGGGGAUUGAAUCCGUCGAAUCCUAGUGCCGCUCCAGAGGAAGUGAUACCACCAGCCGAACCUGAAGAGCUUAACGAAAUCCAGCGAGGAUUCAUGCAAGGCUCAUUGAACCACCAGCUACGCAUCGGCGAGCUCGUGGAUCCGUUCGACAACCUGAUCCUGAGGAUGUGA
Molecule: messenger RNA, 2565 nt
Organism: Toxorhynchites rutilus septentrionalis
Lineage: Eukaryota; Metazoa; Arthropoda; Insecta; Diptera; Culicidae
Exons: 8
Coding region: 1-2565 (854 amino acids)
Biological process (GO): DNA integration
Molecular function (GO): nucleic acid binding
Source: RefSeq, a predicted model, not a curated record